AUCCACUCCACACACCUCAUGUUCAUUCCAAACCAACAGUGGCCGUCAUCAGUGGAUCUGAACUCUGUUUGGGUUUUAUGUGGAGAUGCUUCAGGUGCAGGUGUUGGCGUUGGCUCUGGUUUCAUCUGUUGUUCUGAUGGUCAGCGCUGCUCCUCACAGAGCAGACCUCAUCUACGACAAAGAUCUUGCCCACCGGCUGCUGGUGUCGUUUUUGUCUGAGCUGAUGGCAUCCAGAGGAGACGAGGUGAUGCUGUUGCCAGAGCUGGAGGAGCAGCUGGGAGUCAGGGAGGAGCUGAUACGUCGACAUGUACCCUUCUCACAACGGGAACGCAAAGCCGGCUGCCGCAACUUCUUCUGGAAGACCUUCACCUCCUGUUAAGACUCCCUAAAAAUGACCAAAGCAGCUCUGGUGUCGUCUGGUAUUUGACUUUAAAAUGCAGUAAUAUUAAAAACUGACAGGCUGGGAUGUACAGAGUGUAUAAAAUAAAUCACUUUAAAGGGAA
Messenger RNA from Sphaeramia orbicularis (orbiculate cardinalfish), 503 nucleotides. It is a transcript of the gene sst5, whose product is annotated as somatostatin 5. The record is from RefSeq and is a predicted model, not a curated record. Gene Ontology annotation, molecular function: hormone activity. NCBI's taxonomy places the organism in Eukaryota, Metazoa, Chordata, Actinopteri, Kurtiformes, Apogonidae. The transcript has 2 exons. Bases 86 to 379 code for a protein of 97 amino acids. Gene Ontology annotation, cellular component: extracellular region. Gene Ontology annotation, biological process: regulation of cell migration.